Messenger RNA from Diaporthe citri, 1167 nucleotides. RefSeq lists its product as uncharacterized. Bases 1 to 1167 code for a protein of 388 amino acids. NCBI's taxonomy places the organism in Eukaryota, Fungi, Ascomycota, Sordariomycetes, Diaporthales, Diaporthaceae. The record is from RefSeq and is a predicted model, not a curated record. The transcript has 2 exons.
AUGCUUGAAUACAUUGCGUACCGCAAGUUCAAGAAGAACAGGGACCGCAAGGUCGAGGAGAGGGCCAAGCUCCAAGAAGAAGCAGAAGCAGCCCGGGCACGAUCCAAGUCCCCAACAGCCAGCUCCCUCGGGCCAGGGCCAGGUCCUGUCUUGACGGACGACGAGCAGCUCUUCUUCGAGAGGCUCACAUCUGAGGACGGCUUUUCCGACGAGAAUGGAAAGCGACCACCCCUACCACCUAGGGUGAAGACACCCGACAUAUCGUGGGACAGCGAUAACGACAGCUAUGUCCGAAGCGAAGAUCUCGAGGUCAAGGGAAAGGGCAAGGGCAAAGGCAAGCCCGGCGACGGCAGCAAAGGCGACGGCAAGCAGCCCUCGCGCUUCUCGUUCUUCACGCGCAAGACCGGCAAGAAUGACCUCCAGCCCACCAACCUCGCGGUGCCGCAUGACGAAGAGGAGCGCGAGAAGGACGACAUCAACCGCAUCCUUGACGACCUGAAUCUAUCCGCGCGCAACAACAAGACCUUCUCGCUAUCCAAGGACUCCGCCGAGAUGGUAGGAAAGUUCACGGUCGUCCUGCAGGAUCUGGUCAACGGCGUCCCCACCGCCACAAACGACCUGAAGAAGCUCUUUGACGACCACGACGGCACGCUGGCCAAGAACUACGAGAAGUUGCCAAAGAGCAUGCAGAAGAUGGUCACCACCCUACCGAACAAGGUCACCGGCGCCCUCGCGCCGGAGCUCCUGGCCGUGGCUGCCGAGUCGCAGGGCCUGAAGGGUGAUGAUGCCCCUAAGGGCGGCAUCAAGGACCAGGCCAUGAAGCUCUUGGUGCCCAAGAAUCUCUCCGAGCUGGUCACGAAGCCCAGCGCCGUCGUGGGAAUGCUCAAGGCCAUUAUGAACUUCCUGAAGGUGCGGUGGCCGGCUUUCAUCGGCACAAACGCCAUCUGGAGCAUCGCGCUUUUCCUACUCAUGUUUGUGCUCUGGUACUGCCACAAGCGUGGUCGCGAGGUUCGCCUAGAGCGGGAGAAGUCCGCCAGUGCCGUCGAGGCGGGCAGCCGCAUCGAGGAGCUCUCAGAUGAUGAGUCCGUCGUUGAGUCGCGCAGCGGGCGGGCGUCCCCCAAGCGCAUCGAGAGCGCAGGGGCGAGCUCGAGCUCGCGCAGGAAGUAG